Molecule: messenger RNA, 2103 nt
Organism: Helianthus annuus (common sunflower)
Lineage: Eukaryota; Viridiplantae; Streptophyta; Magnoliopsida; Asterales; Asteraceae
Exons: 3
Coding region: 566-1783 (405 amino acids)
Source: RefSeq, a predicted model, not a curated record
ACCUUUCUCGUUGCAACUCAGAUCCCCAAUUUUUUUAAACCCCUCUUUCUAACCCUAAUUCCCAAAUUCGAUUUCCAUUCACUCUAAACGCCCCAAAUUGAUACCGGAUUCUUCCGAUUCUCGUCUUCGUCUAUUGAUUGAACUAUUUUUCAAGACCUUCCGUUGAGUGAAUCGGUUUCUAGGUUAGGGUUUUGUUUUUCGUUGAUUUCGCACCAGAUCUGUCAGAUCUAUCAUCCGUUUUCAUCAAUCUAUCGGUUUUCUCUUGCGGAUUAUUAUCUUUUUGCCUUGAUUCGUCAGAUCUUGACUUUUGUUUUUGUUUUCUUGAUCGAUUUAGGGUUUGUGAAUCGAGUCAUUUUCUGUUGUUUAAUCGUUUGAUUUCAUUGUUUUAUAUCUUAAUUCGUUCAAAAGCCGAGAUUUUCAUUCACGAUUUCUGCAAAUUCUUGAUUUUUUUUUUUGAAAUUGGGGAUUGAAAUUAGGGUUUGUUUUAUAAAAUUGAUUUAUUUUUACCACCUCAAUUUGAGGAUCUGCUGUUUGAAUUACGUACGAAUUUAGUUGAAGGUAAAUUAUGGUGCAAAAGCGACAACUUUAUGGAGAAGAGUAUGAUGUUUCUACCAAACACUUGAAGUUGGAACAUAAUUGUGAUUUGGUUCCGUGUUUGCAAUUUACGAAGGACGAUGCGCAGCGUCAGUCAGAUAAAGAUGUGGGCUGCGUCUUUAAGCCGUAUUAUGAAGUUGAAAAUGGAUUUGUAAGUGGCAAGUUCACCGAUCAUCCUGUGUGUGCCACAAAGGAUGUUGAUUGUACUCUUCCUGGUCGCCUUUCCACCUCAUCAUGGGCCAGCAGUACAGUUACCGAAGAAGACGCCUUGUCAGAGGCGGUACCUCCUUCAACGCCUAAUGCCUACUCUUACCUUCUAGAACGCCCUCCUAUGAAACAAGUCUCGGUUGGACCUGAAUAUCAAGCUGAAAUACCCGAAUGGCAUGGAUCUGACGGAGAUGAGAUUAAAUUCUUGGGUUCUACUGUCAUCCCAAUGCCUGAAAAUCAAACCAUACAUGAUAGUGCAACUGUUGCAAGUGCUAAAACCGAAUGUUACUGUCAAAAUCCCGGGUCUGCUGAGUGUGUCAAACAACAUAUAAAAGAAUCAAGGGAGACCCUGAAGGCACGAAUUGGACUAAAAGCGUUUGUGGAUUUAGGGUUUGGUGAUAUGGGGGAAGUGGUUGCUGAGAAAUGGACAGAAGACGAUGAACAGUUAUUUCAUGAAGCUGUGUACUCAAACCCUGUGUCAUCGGGUAGAAACUUCUGGAACCAUCUUGCAGCUGAUUUCCCUUCGCGCAGCAGUCAAGAGAUCGUUAGUUACUAUUUUAACGUCUUCAUGCUGCGCAGAAGAACAGAGCAGAACAGACUUGAUCCAAUGAAUGCCGACAGUGAUGAUGAUGAAUCGCCGGAGUAUGAUUCAGAACCCAGAAAGUUACACGGCAGUUGUAGUUUUGAUUCAAUUUCGGAGAAAACUGUUGAUGAAAGCGGAGAUGGAGGCCAUGAUUUCUUAUAUGAUUCCUGCACAUCAUCUGAUACCGUUGGUGCGCCGUGUACAAGUAAAGUCAACACGUCAUGGGUGAACCAUGAGUUUAACUUUGAACCUUUGGAUCCACGGGUAUGGGAUGUCGGUUAUUUUUCGUGUGCCAGAACUAAAACUGAGUUCUUGCCCACAGGCUCAAUGAUUGAAGAGGUUUUUGGCGUCGAACCUUGGGAUUUUGAAACCACAGAUGAUAACAAAAGCUCAAAUUAACAUUGGUUAGUUGAUUUUUAUUAGCGCGUUAUUUUUGUUAACUGUAAGCAUGUCCAAUUUUUGAUUGUACAUUUACGGUUUACCCCUGGACCUGGUUAGUAUUAGAAGAUAUUCACAUUAAGGGGUAAACUAAUAGGUAACAGGUUCACCCAUCCUGUGGGAUGUUUGUGUUGUAAUUAAUCAAGGGCUGGACCUGAUAAUUUAGCAAGUAAUGUGGCAAAAAUGAAAUUAGGAGAAAAGGUUGUUGAUUGGCAAAGAACUGUCGUAAACAUCUUGUAACAAACUAAUACACAUGGAGUAUGUUAUUGUUCCUUUCAUUA